AUGCCUCUCCAACAAGUCUCAGCAUUGAUCAACAUCCUUGUUUACAUAUACGAUGCCCAUCAGCACGUACUUCAGUUCCUGAGUCUUCGCGAACUCAGAAUAUAUGGCACCACCUGCAAAGAUAUUCACCUUGCCGUUGAAGAGUUUGUCAAAAAAGAAUACGACAUCGACACUUACCUCACCCGUUUUCUCCUCAAGAAGGACAUAUAUACCUUUUGUGAGGUGCAGCGUAUGACCAAGACCAUCAUCUCAGGAUCCAUUGCACUCCAGUUCUUCGCUCGCCUCAAUUUCCCAUCUUGCGACAUGGACUUAUACACGCCUUCGAAGGAGGCUAGCUUCAUGUGCCGUUGCCUAGAGCUUUUUGGCUGUGUGGCCAAAGCAAAGGAUGGCAGUGAGACGACUGCAGUGGCCUUGCUUGACGCCUCAUGGAGACUAAUGCUUGAAACACCGGUCAACGGAAACUCCCUGUAUGGCCCGAGAGGCAUUUUGACGGUCGUCAACUUCAGCACACCCACAGGACGUCUCAUCCAGGUCAUCGUCACAAUCAUACCACCCGUAGAGGUUUUGAUGGGCUACCACUCGAGUGAAGUUUUCUCCCUUUCGUGUAUUAUUCGCUGUUCUUACCACACGUCUUCAGCUGCUGUUAUGAACUUCAUUACCAGCACCCAUGCAUACUCACUGUAUGGGUGGGAGACAUUUGACCUUGGGCUAUCAUUGUAUACUCGUCAUCAUUUUGCAGGAAUGCCACAAGUCGUGGCAAAGUACACACGACGAGGGUGGAAGCCUUUGACGAAUGGCAGCCAAGCUGCGGACUACAUGGUCUUCAAGCCCAUGUCACGAAGCGUUGGUGACCGUAUCACUUGGAAGCUCAGGCUCAAGCUCAAUUAUUCUGACGGCUUUGAGAAACCUCGUCCGGUGGGCUCGCUGGACGUCAAGGAGAGGGCUAUGAAAUGGUUUCUUAGCUACGAUAUUAUGGGCUUCCCUAUACUUAGGCCUCAAGUUGUCACCCAUCUGCCGGUAUUGGCACCUUUGUAG
This is a messenger RNA of Pleurotus ostreatus (oyster mushroom), 1035 nucleotides long. RefSeq lists its product as uncharacterized. The transcript is spliced from 2 exons. NCBI's taxonomy places the organism in Eukaryota, Fungi, Basidiomycota, Agaricomycetes, Agaricales, Pleurotaceae. The record is from RefSeq and is a predicted model, not a curated record. Bases 1 to 1035 code for a protein of 344 amino acids.